Molecule: messenger RNA, 2127 nt
Organism: Lodderomyces jiufengensis
Lineage: Eukaryota; Fungi; Ascomycota; Pichiomycetes; Serinales; Debaryomycetaceae
Exons: 1
Coding region: 1-2127 (708 amino acids)
Source: RefSeq, a predicted model, not a curated record
AUGUCAACAAUAUUGGACCUUAAAGUAAUUAAAGCAGAUGCGGCAUUGGCAAGAAAUGAUCCCAUAAAACUAUCAGAUAAUUCACAAUUCAUUAUAAAUUCAUAUGAUUCAUUACAUAUAAUUGAACCUCGUUUACCAUCAUAUCAUAAAGCAAUAGGUGAAACAACUACUUUCAAGUUUUUAAAUACGAAGGAACUUUAUUCGGUAAAUAGAUUAUUACACUCUGAAAGUAUAAAAAAUUUACCGGUUAAUAAGUUCAAUAAUGUUAUAUUUAAAGAUGGUGAUGAAUUUUUAAAUUUUACUGCUCAAAUUCCAAGUAUUGUUCAAAGUCAAUGGAGUCCUAUAAAUAUAAAUACAAGAGAUUGUUUGUUGGGAGUUCUAUUUAACUCGGGAGAAUUACUAGUUAUGGGAAGAGAAAGUCUUGAUUUUGGUGAUUACAAAGUUAGAAUUAAUGUGUUUGAAAGACUUAUUAAAUUGUACGAUGAAAUAAUUGAAUGUGAAGGUCAGUAUUACGUAUCUGCUGAAGUUUUUAAACAUUUGAAAUUAAAAUACUUUGCUUUCAAUAUGCUUGAUAAUAAGUUACAUUUAGCAAUUGUUGAUAUGACUAAUAGAAUAAUAAUAUUUGAUGAUAAAAUGAAUGUUUUUAAACAAAUUGAUUAUUCGAAGGAUAUUGCUAAAAUAAAAUGGGAAAAAGGAGUGUUUUUAAUUAUUGGUCAAGACAAUUCAUUAUCUGUUUUUAAUGAAGCAUUAGAACAGACUAAAGAACUUAUUGAAUCCGGUAGAUUUGUAAAUCAAAGAAAUGAGAUUAUUAAAGUUGGUGACAAAACGUAUUUGGUUAGUACAUUCACGUCUAAACUUGUCAUAUUUGAUGGCGAUGAAACAUUUGAAUAUAGCAUCAAAAAUUGGUACAGUAAUACGUCAAUAAUUUUGGGAAUUCAAGAGAAUUUACUCACCAUACUACUAUCGUAUGAAAAUGGAAUGUUUAAAACUUUACAAUUUGACUUGAUCACCAAAAAGUUUACACCAAUACCAAAUGAUAUUUCAAUGAGUCUAUUCACAGAAGGAGUUAUAAUGUCCUUUCAAAAUGCAACCGAGAGAGAAGAGUUAUCACUAGAGGAAAAUAUCAUCAUACAUGGAAUGAAUGCAAUUAGUGAUGAGAUUUUUGCAAUUACAUAUAAAGUAUUACCAAAAAAUUCAAUCCACUAUAGAUCAGAUGCUGAUCUCUCUGUUAAUGUUGCAUUUAUCAAAUUAUCUUCACCAAUAGGUAAGAUCAAAGUUGAUUCUGUUACAAAUACCUCAAUUUCAAAAUUAGUUACAUAUUAUCUACAUAAUUUCGAAAAGAUACCAGUUUUGAUAGAGGAUUUGUCGUCAUCAAAACAUGAAAUAUUUGAGUUUUUCUUAAAGAAUUUUCAAGAAUUUGUGAAUUUAAAUUUAAAGGAAUUACCACAAUUGAAUCGAAUCACUAUAGAUACAAGUUUAAAUUUGAAUCAAAUUUUAAUCGAGAACUUUUUGAAUCAAAAUCAAGUUAUUGAACUACAAUAUUUACAAACUUUUGCAACUUUAUUAUCAAAUACUUUAGAAGGUUAUAUUUCAACUUCUGAUGAUGCAAAAUCUUUAUAUGACAAAAUCAAACAAUAUAAAUUCGAUAUGAAAUCGAUUGUAACUCAAUAUUUAAAAAAUUUAUUACUAGAAGCUUAUAAUAAUAAAAUUAUAAAAGAUGAAGCGGAUAAAUUUUUUUUAAUUACAUCUUAUCAACAAUUAUCAUCAACAUCAGUUUAUUCAAAUAUACCUACACAAACAUCACUUACAAUAAAUGUUCACGAUUCAGAAGAAAAAUUUGAAAUUAACUCUUUAACAAAAUUGGAAAAUCAAUCACAACUAGAUGAAAAUACAAGAAUGAUAUCUUCUACUUCGAAUCAUAAAUGGAUAACUUGUAAUUUAACAAAUUAUCCAUUAACAAAAUUGAAUAAUAAAAUAGAUGAAUCAAAUCAAUUUAAAUAUCUAUCUUUUAAUACUGAGUUUAACGAUAAAACUGAAGAAGAAAAAGAUAAAAUGAUUAUUAAAGAAGUAUUUGAAAGUCUUGGAUUUUGUUAUAUAAGUGGGAAUAGAAUAUAUGAUGUUAGUUAG